Molecule: messenger RNA, 2554 nt
Organism: Panicum hallii
Lineage: Eukaryota; Viridiplantae; Streptophyta; Magnoliopsida; Poales; Poaceae
Product: 9-cis-epoxycarotenoid dioxygenase 1, chloroplastic
Exons: 1
Coding region: 129-1961 (610 amino acids)
Biological process (GO): carotene catabolic process
Cellular component (GO): chloroplast stroma
Molecular function (GO): carotenoid dioxygenase activity
Source: RefSeq, a predicted model, not a curated record
UCCGCCCCACCGGACACCACACCAACGGGCUCGCUCGCUCCAGCCUCCGACCCUUCUCCGCACACCUCCGCAAAAACCCACCAGAUUCCGCCUAAACCCCAGCGAUCCUCGACAAUUCAGCGGCCGCGAUGCAGGGUCUCGCCCCGCCCACCUCUAUUUCAAUACACCGGCGCCUGCCGGCCGGGUCCAGGGCGGCCCGGGCCCCCAGCUCGGUGAGGUUCGCGCCGCGCGCGGUCAGCUCCGUGCCGCGGGCCGCGCCCGCCGAGUGCCUGCCGCCGGCGACGUUCAAGCCCGCCGAGCUGCCGGCGCCCAGGAAGCACGCCGCCGCCAUUGCCGCGCCGAGGCCCUCCGCGCCGGCGCCGGCCUCGCCGCCGCGGACGGCGGGGAGGAAGAAGGAGCUCAACUUCUUCCAGCGCGCCGCGGCGGCGGCGCUCGACGCGUUCGAGAAGGGGUUCGUGGCGGGCGUCCUCGAGCGCCCCCACGGCCUGCCCAGGACGGCCGACCCGGCCGUGCAGAUCGCCGGCAACUUCGCGCCCGUCGGGGAGAGGCCACCCGCCCGCGAGCUCUCGGUCUCCGGCCGCAUCCCGCCCUUCAUCAACGGCGUGUACGCGCGCAACGGCGCCAACCCCUGCUUCGACCCCGUCGCCGGGCACCACCUCUUCGACGGCGACGGCAUGGUGCACGCGCUGCGGAUACGGAACGGCGUCGCCGAGUCCUACGCCUGCCGCUUCACCGAGACCGCGCGCCUGCGCCAGGAGCGCGCGAUCGGCCGCCCCGUCUUCCCCAAGGCCAUUGGCGAGCUGCACGGCCACUCCGGGAUCGCGCGCCUUGCUCUGUUCUACGCGCGCGCCGCGUGCGGGCUCGUCGAUCCCUCCCACGGCACCGGCGUCGCCAACGCCGGCCUCGUCUACUUCAACGGACACCUCCUCGCCAUGUCCGAGGACGACCUCCCGUACCACGUGCGCGUCACGGACGGCGGCGACCUCGAGACCGUCGGCCGCUACGACUUCGACGGCCAGCUCGGGUGCGCCAUGAUCGCGCACCCGAAGCUCGACCCGGCCACCGGCGAGCUCCACGCGCUCAGCUACGACGUCAUCAAGAAGCCGUACCUCAAGUACUUCUACUUCAGGCCCGACGGCACCAAAUCCGACGACGUCGAGAUCCCACUCGACCAGCCCACCAUGAUCCACGACUUCGCCAUCACCGAGAACUUCGUCGUCGUGCCCGACCACCAGGUGGUGUUCAAGCUCCAGGAGAUGCUGCGCGGCGGCUCGCCCGUGGUGCUGGACAAGGAGAAGACGUCGCGCUUCGGCGUGCUACCCAAGCACGCCAAGGACGCGUCGGAGAUGGUGUGGGUGGACGUGCCGGACUGCUUCUGCUUCCACCUGUGGAACGCGUGGGAGGACGAGGAGACCGGCGAGGUCGUCGUCAUCGGCUCCUGCAUGACCCCCGCCGACUCCAUCUUCAACGAGUCCGACGAGCACCUCGAGAGCGUGCUGACGGAGAUCCGCCUGGACACCCGCACUGGCCGGUCCACGCGGCGCGCCAUCCUGCCGCCAUCGCAGCAGGUGAACCUGGAGGUGGGCAUGGUGAACCGCAACCUCCUGGGCCGCAAGACCCGGUACGCGUACCUCGCCGUGGCCGAGCCAUGGCCCAAGGUGUCGGGCUUCGCCAAGGUGGACCUCGCCACGGGCGAGCUGACCAAGUUCGAGUACGGCGAGGGCCGGUUCGGCGGCGAGCCCUGCUUCGUGCCCAUGGACCCCGCCGCCGCGCACCCGCGCGGCGAGGACGACGGGUACGUGCUCACCUUCGUGCACGACGAGCGCGCCGGCACGUCGGAGCUCCUGGUGGUCAAUGCCGCCGACAUGCGGCUGGAGGCCACGGUCCAGCUCCCGUCCCGCGUUCCCUUCGGCUUCCACGGCACCUUCAUCACGGCCAGCGAGCUCGAGGCCCAGGCCUGAUCGCCUGAGCUCCCGUUCGUUCCCCACCUACCUCCGCGUUUCUUGGAGGGGGCAGGAGGGUGAGGAGGAACAGAGGAGACACGAGCCAUGGAUCAGGGGAGAAGUCACCAGAGGGAGCCUCAGCCACAGUAGGUCCCCGGAGUCUUCGCCGUCCCCGACACCACAGUUACAGCAGUUGGUAGUUAAAUUUCCAAAAAAAAUUAGCUCGGGUCACACUAGUGUAAUUAAGAGUAUAUUUUAGUCGGGAUAGUGGCAGAUUAGAGAGAGAGAGAACAGGGGCCCAGCUCGUAGCUUUUCAGCUGGUGCUUGCUUCUAGAGAGCAGCCAGAGCUCAGCUGGUGCCUACUGCUAGUCUAGGCUACAUUUUUUUUUUCGUUCCCUUUUUUCUUUGGAUCAGACAGGGAUAUGCCUCCCCGCUCCAGCUCCAGUUGUUGUCACUCCUCGCAGUGGACUGGAGUGUCUGGGAUCUUGGCUGUGCCCUACUUGCCCGCCAUUGCCGCCCAGUUGCCGCUGAGGUGUUGCUGGCAUGGUUUCUCUGUCACGGUGUGUACAUUUGUCGAUAGUAUAAUAAAAAUGGUGAUGAUUCUGCCUCAA